GUGUCGUCUCUGCCCCUGCUGCCUGGCGCCCCUGCCCUUUCCGUCGGCCCCUUGGGGAGCUCUCUGCGGGUUUCCCUCUGGCUGCCCAGGGCCCUCUCAUGUCCUGCUGAUCAUGGGAAAGAUGGAGACCCUCCGAGACAAGACCCUGGAGGAGCUGGAGGAGAUGCAGAACGACCCGGAGGCCAUUGACCGGCUGGCCCAGGAGUCCCCUGAGGUCCAGGACCUGCAGCUGGAACGGGAGAUGGCACUGGCCACCAACCGCAGCCUGGCUGAGCGGAACCUGGAGUUCCAAGGUCCCCUGGAGAUCAGCCGCUCAAACCUCUCAGACAAGUACCAGGAGCUCCGGAAGCUGGUAGAGCGGUGCCAGGAGCAGAAGGCGAAGCUGGAGAAAUUCUCUUCAGCACUGCAGCCAGGGGCCUUGCUGGACCUUCUGCAGGUCGAAGGCAUGAAAAUUGAGGAAGAGUCUGAGGCCAUGGCAGAGAAGUUCCUGGAGGGCGAGGUGCCCUUGGAAACGUUUCUGGAGAACUUUGCCGCCAUGAGGACGCUGUCGCAUCUGCGCCGGGUCCGCGUGGAGAAACUCCAGGAUGUGGUGAAGAAGCCCAGAGCUUCCCAGGAGCCGGCAGGCGAUGCCCCUGUUGUCCGCCCGCCUCUCCCAUCUCGCCCUGUCCCCCAGGCGACGCCCCCGGUGGCCGAAGAGCAGCCAGCCCGGCCACCGCCGCCCGCAGGAGUGCCUCCCUACCCUCUGCCUUACAGCCCAUCCCCAGGCCUGCCCCUGGGCCCCACCGCCCAAGGCGCGCUCCAGCCGGCACCCUUUCCAGCCCUGUCCCAGCCCUCCUAUUCCUACAGUGGGCCCCCCUACCCGUCAGCCCAGCUGGGACCCAGGGCUGCGGGGGGCUACUCCUGGUCCCCACAGAGGAGCACGCCGCCCCGGCCUGGCUACCCCGUGCCCCACUCUGGUGCCUCGGGUCCUGGGUACCCCCCGGCCGGGGGCCGGACCCCCAGCCCUGGUUAUCCUCAGCAGCCUUCCUACCUCCCGGCGCGAGGAAAGCCUCCCUACCCAACGCAGCCCCAGCUCCCCAGCUUCCCAGGCCAGCCCCAGCCCGCAGGCCCCCCUCAGCCUCCCUACCCCACUGGGCCUGCCCCUCCCUAUGGGUUCCCACCGCCCCAGGGUCCUGCCUGGCCUGGGUAUUAGGGCCCUGGCCCUUCGCCCUCCCCUCCUUCCACCUGCACCACAACCUUUGGCCCACCCACUGCUGAGAUUCGAGGUGAAAUUGGAAGUGGAAUUGGCAAUCUCCAGGACUUGGGGGACCUGGCUGGGAGCCUGCAGGCCCCAGAAAGGCACCAGGCAGUCGUAGCAUUUACUGGCCUCCCAGGGAGGGAGCGCCUCCUUCAUGACUGGCACUGGCCUGUCUGGUGCUAGCCAGGCUGGGGCUCAGCACCUCUCCGCGGGUAUCUGGGUGACAUCUGCUGUGUCUGCACGCCCGGACAUCCGAACCCCGGGCAGACCUGUCUCGGUGGUGGGCGGCUGGUCUCUGGCCCCUGCUCACCCUCCUCCCCUGAUUUGACAUAUUCAGUGUGGUGCCCACACCAAGGGGUGCAGCUCUGUGUCUCUGGCCCCUUCAAGGGUGGCCUGCCCCAGGCACCAUGGCCAGGGUGGGAGAGAACAAUUAGGAAAACACUUGGUGGUUUUUAAGCCACAUAAAGCCAUAACUGAACUCUGACGGGCUGGUGUCAGGCACACUUGUCCUGUGUGCUGGUUUGAGUGACAGCAGCAGAGCCAGCGCGGUGAGAAGACAGGAUUGUGAAGGUGGACCCCAGGUCUUGCUGACGCUGGCAGGAAAAUCCAGGGGUCACCUUGGGCCCUCUGGCUGGACAGGGGGGAGCAGCUCUGGCCCAGAUCGUGGUCACACUGGGGCUCACUGGAGUGGAGGGCCAGGUCACCUCCCCCGCCACCCUCUUCUCUGGGCCCCGAUCCCGGCUGACUUCUUUCAGGGCCCACCCCUUCCGUCCACUCCUUUAGUGCCUUGAAUCUCAUUUGCAGGAGCCCCUCCCUUGUUGCCUUCCUCUGGCUCCCUCAUGUCACUCUCCCCCACCCCAAUGUCCCCCCGAAGACAGACAUCAAAAGAUGCCCUAACAGUAACCUCCCAAAUGGUGCUUUCUGAACAGCAGCACAGUCGGAGUCCGUUUCUUUGCACCUCUCGUCUCCAGAAUGUAAGGGGCAAGGAUUGCGACUCGGCCACGUGCGGCCCCAGCACUGGGGGUUUAAGCAUGUUCGGGAAUAAAGACAGUAGACCACGGGGUGUGAUGGGCGAAGCAUGGACUUGGUGUUCAGGUGUCAACCGCGUCUCGAGGGCAGACCCUGGAGCUGCUAUCGGCAGGACGUCGAAUGUGCCUUGAAAUGUCCACUGCAUGAGACCCGGGUCUGGGGCGCUGGGGCCCGAGGAAAUGACCUCUGCUGCCUGCGUGCCAUCGGUGGGCACGCGGCUGAGACGCUCGAUGCGCUCUGUCGGGCCCCUGCGGAUACUGCUCGCUUCUCCCGUUAUUUAUAGAGAUUGCUGUGGACCCUCGUGGCUCGAGUGCUGCGGCACUGGCCGAUGGCCGCGAUGUUGUACGCGUAGUUGCCACAAUAAACCCAGGACU
Molecule: messenger RNA, 2640 nt
Organism: Molossus molossus (Pallas's mastiff bat)
Lineage: Eukaryota; Metazoa; Chordata; Mammalia; Chiroptera; Molossidae
Gene: VPS37C
Product: VPS37C subunit of ESCRT-I
Exons: 5
Coding region: 113-1192 (359 amino acids)
Biological process (GO): protein targeting to vacuole; ubiquitin-dependent protein catabolic process via the multivesicular body sorting pathway; protein targeting to membrane
Cellular component (GO): ESCRT I complex
Source: RefSeq, a predicted model, not a curated record